Molecule: messenger RNA, 567 nt
Organism: Amphimedon queenslandica
Lineage: Eukaryota; Metazoa; Porifera; Demospongiae; Haplosclerida; Niphatidae
Exons: 3
Coding region: 76-561 (161 amino acids)
Source: RefSeq, a predicted model, not a curated record
AUCACAUCAUCAUCCACAUAUUCCUCAACUACAUUAGAUCUACAUACUUCAUUCACUUCACUUGGCACAAGUCACAUGUUCACUUCAGUGGCUUCACCUUCUCCAUUAACUUGUACAUUAUCUGGUUGUGAGAGGUGUGACACUACUAGCUCUAACUGCUGUCAGGUUUGUUCAUCUGGCUAUAGCUUUAUCAGUGACAACUGUGUUUGUGGCAUUCAAAGCACAGCAGGAAUACCAGUUUGGAGUAUAGUUAUUAUUUCUGUGUUGUUAGUAAUAGUUAUUGUCACUGUCUUACUAUUGAUUAUGUGUACUAUUGCAUUAGUGAAAGUGAAGCACAAGAAUACACAAAGUGAUCAGCCUAAUCAGCCAUUUUACGACUACAUUGAUGUUCAGCAAAGAACUGGUCCUACUGUACCUGAUCCUGUUAAAGGACACAAUUCACUUUCACUCAAUCAUUCAGUGGACAUGCAAACAGAUCACAAUCCAUGCUAUGCAGUAGCAAUGGAAGAAACUCAACUAGUCCCCAACCCCAGUUAUGCCUCAACUACCAUUCAGCAAUGAACUCAA